This is a messenger RNA of Charadrius vociferus (killdeer), 1083 nucleotides long. It is a transcript of the gene GPR18, whose product is annotated as G protein-coupled receptor 18. Gene Ontology annotation, cellular component: membrane. Gene Ontology annotation, biological process: phospholipase C-activating G protein-coupled receptor signaling pathway; positive regulation of Rho protein signal transduction. The record is from RefSeq and is a predicted model, not a curated record. The coding region runs from base 118 to 1083 and encodes 321 amino acids. Gene Ontology annotation, molecular function: G protein-coupled receptor activity. NCBI's taxonomy places the organism in Eukaryota, Metazoa, Chordata, Aves, Charadriiformes, Charadriidae. The transcript has 2 exons.
GGAAGUCUAAACCUUCUACAGAUUUGGGGCUAUGAAAGGAGCAUCUCUGAAGAAACUCUGUAGCUCACAAAAGGGUAUUUAUGGAGUGCAACAACUAUUCCUAAAUUCAAUUAAAAUAUGAUGCCUGGAAUUCACCACCCUGAAGAAUACAGGAUUGCAUCACUGGUCUUCUACAGUUUCGUAUUUGUAGUGGGAUUGUUGGUGAAUGCCACUGCACUAUGGGUUUUCAGCUGCACUACCAAGAAGAGGACAACAAUAACUGUAUAUAUGAUGAAUGUGGCAUUACUUGACAUAAUUUUUAUAUUUUCCUUGCCUUUUCGGAUAGUCUACCACGGGAACGAAACAUGGCCUUUCGGAGAUACAUUCUGUCGGAUUAUCAGUGCUUUCACUGUAUUUUACCCAGCCAUUGCUCUGUGGUUGCUCACUUUUAUAAGCGUAGACAGAUUUAUGGCUAUUGUCCAGCCCAAACAUGUCAAAGAGCUAAAAAAUACAAAAAAAGCUGUGCUGGCUUGCACUGGAAUCUGGGUAAUGACCCUCGCAACAACAUCCCCAUUGCUGUUUUUACGAUCUGAUCCAGACAAAACCUCGAAUUUCACCACCUGCCUGAAAAUGCUUGAUAUCAUCCAUUUAAAAGAAGUAAAUACAUUGAACUUUUCUCGCUUGAUUUUUUUCUUUUUGAUACCCUUGUUUAUCAUGAUGGGGUGUUACCUAGUCAUUAUUUACAAUUUUAUCCGCGGCAAAACUUCCAAACUGAAGCCUAAGGCCAAGGAGAGAUCCAUAAGAAUUAUAGUUACUCUGAUUGCUCAAGUACUCAUCUGCUUUGUACCCUUCCACAUUUGCUUCACCUUCCUCAUGUUGCAGCAUGAAGAUACAACUUACAAUCCCUGGGCAGCCUUUACCACCUUUCUCAUGAAUCUCAGUACGUGCUUGGAUGUUAUACUGUACUAUAUUGUUUCUAAACAAUUUCAGGCGAGAGUCAUCAGUGUAAUCCUUUAUCGCAAUUACCUUCGAAGCGUGCGCAGGAAAAGUUUUCGAACCGGAAGUGUAAGAUCACUCACUAAUAUCAACAGUGAAAUGAUAUAA